AUGGUGGACUGGCUUAGUCUCGCCGUUCCCCUCGCCUACCUAGGCAUCUUAAUCGGCUCUUUAGCUACAUUCUCCUCUCUCUAUCGCAAGCGCAAGUCUCAAAAAGCAGCUUCACUUGAGCCAUGGUUCCCUGCGCACCUGCAACGCGAUAUUUACUUCUCUCUUCUCCACCUUGACCCCUCCGCACAAAAAGAAAAGACCCCCGCCGUGCCCGAGUCGGUCCUCAAGGCUGCUCUCCUCCGUCGCGCGAAAGAAGAUCUUCGUCGUCUUCUUGCUCUCCGUAGCCAGAAGCAGGCUCUGUCUGUGCUGCUUCAACGCGGUAGUGUCGGGGAUGACCUUUGGCAGCGAUUCCUCCGCGCCGAGAAGGAGAUGGAGGCUGAGGUGAAGGAUGUUUGUGCUGAAGCAAAUGCUUACGUGCCGAAUUGGGGCCAACUUAUCUUCCAGUCUGCUAACGAGAUGAUGAAUAAUGAUAUUUUCCGUCAGCGGGUGAGCGGCCUGCAGGAGAAGCUUGCUGAGGAGAAGGAAUGGUGGAGUAAGAAGAAGGCUACUACCCAGGAGCAAUUUAUGAAGGAGUUGAAUGAGGGUUCUGGAUCGGCUUCGGCCUCUGUGCAGUCGCCCGCUCCUAAGUCUCCGGAGCCUGCCUCGGAGUCUGCUUCUGCGGCCCCUGCAGCUGCAGUGCAGCCAAGUGAUGAUGAGGCCGUUUUGGUUGAGGCAGAGCCUUCUAAUCCUGGUACCCCGACUGGUGGAAAGAAGAAGAAGGGAAAGGGUAAGAAAUAG
Molecule: messenger RNA, 777 nt
Organism: Penicillium longicatenatum
Lineage: Eukaryota; Fungi; Ascomycota; Eurotiomycetes; Eurotiales; Aspergillaceae
Product: Sec63 complex subunit SEC66
Exons: 3
Coding region: 1-777 (258 amino acids)
Biological process (GO): post-translational protein targeting to membrane, translocation
Cellular component (GO): Sec62/Sec63 complex
Source: RefSeq, a predicted model, not a curated record